AUGCGUUUUAAAAUAUUAAAAAACACAGAAAAAGUUUUUGGUUUUAAAAACGAAGUGAAAUGGUAUAAUACUAUAUUUAUUUCGAUGUAUCAUGUUUUCGGAUUUUAUUGGUGUUGGUUAUAUGCUUUUCCUGUGAAGGAAUUAACUGUAUUCUUUGCCAUCCUAAUGUACUGUAUAAAUGCUACAGGAAUAACUUGCGGUGUCCAUCGCCUGUUCACGCAUAGAUCUUACAAAGCGAUUCCUGCAUUGAAAAUAUUUCUAGUGAUAUGCUUCUGUAGUGCUGGUCAAAAUUCUAUCUAUGAAUGGGUCCGCGACCACAGACUUCACCACAAGUUCAGUGACACAGACGCCGACCCUCACAAUGCGAACCGAGGCUUCUUCUUCUCACACAUCGGCUGGCUCAUGAUGAAGAAGAACGAAGAAGUGAAGAAACAGGGGAAGAAGAUCGACAUGAGUGAUAUUGAAGGAGAUGAAAUUAUUAUGUUUCAAAAGAAAUACCACACGUUUCUAAAGUUAUUCUUCUGCUAUAUAUUGCCGAUAUCCCUGAACAUAUAUCUCUGGAAUGAAGACUGGAAGUGUGCAAUAGCUUGGCAAGCCUUCAUCAGAUUCUUAUUUGUCUUCCAUGCUGAGCUGUCAGUAAACAGCUUUGCUCAUCUCUACGGAUAUCAGCCUUAUAAUAAAACCAUCGUACCAAAAGAAAACGCCUUCGUCUCAUCAGUAUCGUUUGGAGAAGGUUGGCACAACUACCACCACAGUUUCCCCUUCGACUUCAAGGCUGCUGAGUUCUGUGAUCGCUUCAACUGGUCUACCAACAUGAUUCGCUGGUGGGCUAGACAAGGUUGGGCUUAUGACCUGAAAGAAGCCACUCCAGAGAUGGUAAGCUCCUUGAUGAAGAGAGCUGGUGAUUGUAAAUAUUUGAAUGAUGAAUUGGUGAUUCAUGAAAGAUGA
Helicoverpa armigera (cotton bollworm) is the source of this 948-nucleotide messenger RNA. RefSeq names its product acyl-CoA Delta-9 desaturase. Gene Ontology annotation, molecular function: stearoyl-CoA 9-desaturase activity; iron ion binding. The transcript is spliced from 5 exons. The record is from RefSeq and is a predicted model, not a curated record. Gene Ontology annotation, biological process: unsaturated fatty acid biosynthetic process. Gene Ontology annotation, cellular component: endoplasmic reticulum membrane. The coding region runs from base 1 to 948 and encodes 315 amino acids. Lineage: Eukaryota; Metazoa; Arthropoda; Insecta; Lepidoptera; Noctuidae.